CAGUUGCUGCCCCCCACACCUCUAGGAGCCCAGCCAACUUACCUACUGCAGCUUUGCACACGGGGCUGUCUUCUCUUCCUCAGUGCAGGCUUAGCCUGGAACUCUACAACAGCUGGGCUGUGGACACCCAAGAACUUGCCCACAGGAACCCCAAGGCCUGGAGGCUGUCACCCUGGGACCCAUAACCCCCAUCCAGGGUCAGCCAGUCACCAAGUGCUCACUCCUUACCCUCCUGUGUGCCAGGCCCCUACCAGGUGUCGUCUCCUCAAUAAGAGUGUGGGCUUUGGAGCCAGGUGAAGGUUUGGGUCCAAAAGUACUAUGUGCUGGUAGAAGAGUCACCAUCUCUUUGGACAAACUGACUCCUGUUCCAAGUUGUCCAGGCCUGAAUCCAAGACCUUGACCUAGAGCCUCCUCCUGACCAGAGCAUGGGAGGGGGCUGAGCCCACACAGCUGGCUUGGCCUCAGGCCUGGGACUUUUGCCCAAGGACGAGGAGAACCAUAAAAGUAGGCCCAGCUUUCAACCUCACGCCUGCCACAAUGCUGCUGCUCAGUCUGACCCUUAGCCUGGUCCUCCUCGGCUCCUCCUGGGGCUGCGGAGUUCCUGCCAUCAAGCCACUACUGAGCUCCAGCCAGAGGAUUGUCAACGGGGAGAACGCAGUGCCAGGCUCCUGGCCCUGGCAGGUGUCCCUGCAGGACAGAAGUGGCUUCCACUUCUGCGGAGGUUCCCUCAUCAGCCAGUCCUGGGUGGUCACUGCUGCCCACUGCAAUGUCAGCCCUGGCCGCCACGUUGUUGUCCUGGGUGAGUACGACCGAUCAUCCAGUGCGGAGCCUUUGCAGGUUCUGUCCAUCUCAAAGGCCAUCACGCACCCUUCCUGGAACCCCAACACCCUCAACAAUGACCUGACUCUACUGAAGCUCGCCUCCCCAGCCCAGUACACAAAACGCAUCUCACCAGUCUGCGUGGCCUCCUCCAAUGAGGCACUGCCUGCGGGCCUCAAGUGUGCCACCACUGGCUGGGGACGUCUCAGCGGCGUGGGCAAUACGACCCCAGCACGCCUGCAGCAGGUGGCCCUGCCCCUGGUCACCGUGAAUCAAUGCCGGCAGUACUGGGGCUCAAGCAUCACUGACUCCAUGAUCUGCGCAGGCGGCGCAGGGGCCUCCUCGUGCCAGGGAGACUCCGGAGGCCCUCUGGUCUGCCAGAAGGGGAACACAUGGGUGCUUGUUGGCGUCGUCUCCUGGGGCACCAGCAACUGCAAUGUGCUCCAGCCUGCCAUAUACACUCGGGUUAGUAAGUUCAGCAACUGGAUCGACCAGGUCGUAGCCUCCAACUGAGCCGGCCACAGGUCCUCUCCCCAUCUCAAUCCAAUAAAGACCCUGUGCUCUGUC
Messenger RNA from Lontra canadensis (Northern American river otter), 1386 nucleotides. It is a transcript of the gene CTRL, whose product is annotated as chymotrypsin like. Gene Ontology annotation, biological process: proteolysis. Gene Ontology annotation, molecular function: serine-type endopeptidase activity. Lineage: Eukaryota; Metazoa; Chordata; Mammalia; Carnivora; Mustelidae. The record is from RefSeq and is a predicted model, not a curated record. Bases 538 to 1332 code for a protein of 264 amino acids. The transcript has 8 exons.